Fomitopsis serialis is the source of this 825-nucleotide messenger RNA. RefSeq lists its product as uncharacterized. Bases 64 to 477 code for a protein of 137 amino acids. The transcript is spliced from 3 exons. The record is from RefSeq and is a predicted model, not a curated record. NCBI's taxonomy places the organism in Eukaryota, Fungi, Basidiomycota, Agaricomycetes, Polyporales, Fomitopsidaceae.
GACCGACCAAGCGAUCUCCAGCAGCCAGCGGGCCCUGUAUGCACCCGUCAAUCCCUCAUUUCCAUGCUCAUGUGGACCCCCGCGCAUAGAUGGCUUGCCCAUAACGCAUGUCGAGCUCUCCGGAACGAGACAGCCUACGUUGUCCCUCGAAGACCGCACGCGACACACGGACAUCGGCUGCAGUCCACUUCUGCAACACCUUCUCACCAACAAACGUCGCGUCGACGGAGGCUCAACGGCUGGAUCAUCUACCCAACAACACUCGCAACACUUCUUGGUGUUGGCUUCAUAGCAUAUCACUAUAACCAGCCAUUCCGACACACAUCUCUUGCGGUGGUGCGAUGUUCGAGGGUGGCAGAGGCUGCAAUAUUGGGCGCCAUAGACUACAAGAUAACGUUCGCCAAAAGUUACGAGUCUGAUGACGCACAGCGCGAAGCCACCUCCCAAUGCACAAACGCAGUGCGGAGCGUGUCUUGAAGGCCCUUCUUGCGAACGGAGGCAUCUUAUCAAACUGGGCCAGCACAUAGCAUCCCUCGUAGUGCUCCCGUGGAAUGGACAGGUACUAUGCGUCCACUGCAGGACAAGUGUGAACCGACACCCUACGAGGACAUCGAGAAGCUCUUCCUGACGGAUAUGCACCGACCCCUCCACCAAUACUUUGACGACUUCGAUCCGGAGCCAAUAGGUGUAGCGAGCCUGGCCCAGGUGCACAUCGCGCGGUGGAAAGAUACGGGAGAGGCGGUUGCUGUCAAGGUAUGUGCCGCACACGUUCAGAAGGGCUACAUCGCUUACGUGAUGUGCUAGCUGCAACAUCCGCACCUUCAG